This is a messenger RNA of Sabethes cyaneus, 2634 nucleotides long. Its product is annotated as trichohyalin. Gene Ontology annotation, cellular component: membrane. Gene Ontology annotation, molecular function: potassium ion leak channel activity. Gene Ontology annotation, biological process: stabilization of membrane potential; potassium ion transmembrane transport. The record is from RefSeq and is a predicted model, not a curated record. Bases 1 to 2634 code for a protein of 877 amino acids. NCBI's taxonomy places the organism in Eukaryota, Metazoa, Arthropoda, Insecta, Diptera, Culicidae. The transcript is spliced from 5 exons.
AUGGAUUCGAAAUCGGAUGUGCCAGUCGUGGCACGUAGGCGACGGAAAGCGGCCCGUCAGAUGAGAGAAUCCACACCGGAUCCGUCGCUGCGGGAUGGAACGGCCGACAGUUACGGCAGCCAAAGUCAAGCUUCCGAUGAGCAAAGCGGUUCGGAAAAUAAAAGCACAGGCCGUAGUACCGUAGAUUCUAGCCCGCAAGGAUCGGUCAAGGGCUCAAAGAAAAGUUUCAUCGAAAGGGCCAUGGAUUACAGCAGUCAUCGAAACAAAAUUCUCAGCCGAAAGGACAAAAAACUGGCGGCGGCAGCCCCUCGCAGCCGGUCGGUUCCACGAGACAGUGAGGAGGUGCCAAGCAGUCCGGAAAUUUUCUCGCUGUUGCGUCGUGCCAAAAAGAGUCUCACCUCACGCAAACCGAAAACCGACGACUCCAGUGAUGGGGGAAAGAUUUCCGACACGGAAGUACGCAAAAGACGGGAACGUAUCGAACGGUACCAAACGGAACGGAGCAGAGAAAAUGAAGCACGCUCAACGCAGCUUCAGGCUAAUCUGUCCCGCUUCAAUGACGAACGUCGAAAGUUUGAGCUGGAAAAGCUAAAAUUUCUACAGGAAAAGCGCGAACUGGAUCGCAUGAGACUGCGUCGGUUCGAAAAGUACCGCGAAGAGAUGUUGGAAGAGCAGCGCCAGAAGCUGCAGGUCGAACUGAGAAACCGAGAACAAGAAGAGGAACGCUCCAAAAGCAUUGAGGCUCCGAUUUUGCCCCCGGCUCCACCGACACGUUCCAAGACACCCGUUUCACCGGGACCGAUUAAGAAGAAACUACUGAUCAUCCCGAAGACGUCCAGUGCUUCGGCUUCGAGCAGCGAAGAGGAAAGACACAACACCAGCGACGAGGAGAAACUGGCGACGGUUCGGCGACGGUUUUCGCCACGAAAACCGAAAAGACCAAGAUCGACGAAAAUUGAACACUUGAAGGUUUCCAAAACGCCGGAACCGGCAACGUCUCCCGAGCCGGAGUCAGAACUGCCGUCCGAUUUCCCACCGGAAGUGGAACCUGUUGAGCAGGAACUAAAACAAGAAGUUGUACAAGCAGAGGAAGUGAUUAUUCCAGAAGUAAAGAUUGAAGAUGAAACUGUGUUGACGCAGCGGAAAGUUGCUAAACCGGAGGACGAUGAAGCGAAGGAAGACACAGUCAAGGAGAAGUCUGACACAGAAAAAAAUGUGAAUGAGAAUGGUAUAAAGGAAAUGGUAGCUGUUGAUGAGAAGAAAGCUAUUGAUCUCAAGGAGAAAAAGCGACGACGAGCCUUGGUAGUUUAUGUAGAGAAGGAGGACGAUCAGUUCAAUUGGACGGAAAUAUACGAAGAAUGGAGAGAUCUUUGGCUCGAUUUCUUAGACGAUAAGCCCUUGGAGAGAAACCGAUUGCGACUGCAGGUGAACGAAUGCUUGUUCUACUUUGGGGUGCUGGUGAUGUUGUGCGGGGUUGGAGGAGUUGUAUUCCGAGUUACGGAGGGAACGUUUGAGUCGCAGUACAAAUGCGGUGUCAAACGGGUUAAGCGCGAUUUCAUCGAUCAUCUUUGGCUUUCCAGUCACAAUCAAAAGGAAGAGGACUGGAAACAGACAGCUAGGGCUAGACUGAGAAAAUUUGAAGAAGAACUGCAGAUUGCUUUCGAUGCCGGGAUGAAAACCUACAGCGGCAGUACGGCGUGGAACUUUGUAAACGGCGUUAUCUAUUCGCUGACUGUUGUAUCAACCAUUGGUUAUGGUCACAUAUCACCAUCCACGACCACGGGAAGGGCGCUAACGAUAAUUUACGCCAUUAUCGGAAUUCCAAUAUUCUUGAUUGUGCUGGCAGAUUUCGGAAAACUGUUCACCCGAGGUAUAAAAUUCCUAUGGGCUUAUGUACGACGAUUAUAUUACACCGGUUCGAUCCGUAAAGUACGAAAAACGGCACAAGUAAAGGAGGUAAUGAAAGGACUGAACGUAGUUUAUGACAUGGUUCGUCGUCCUAGUGGAGAAAACGAACUUCAACCGCCCAGUGACUCCAAAACUAACGAUCAACCACCCAUCCAACCAUCAACUUCGAAUGAGAUUCCACCGACGUGCGAUUCUCCAACCACUCCGGUUCCAGAAACUUUCGAGAUUGACGAUGAGUUUAACCUACCAAUUUCUGUCGCCAUUUUCAUCCUGGUUGCGUAUAUGCUCUUUGGAGCUACCAUCUACUUCACCUGGGAGAAUUGGUCGUUUUUCGAAGCAUUUUACUUUGUGUUCAUCUCUAUUUCCACCAUCGGCUUCGGAGACUUUGUUCCACAACACCCCAUCUACAUGAUGUGCAGUAUUCUCUAUCUGAUUUUCGGUCUCGCUCUAACAUCGAUGUGUAUCAACGUAGUUCAAUUGAAGUUAAGUGACAGCUUCCGCCAGGCCAGCGCAAAAAUUGGAGCCACAAUUGGAUUGCAGAUGGCUGAAGCUGCUUCUUUACAACACUCCCAGAUUCACACCCCUAUCGAGCUCUCCGGAGUUCAUACGAGCACUCCCGUCGGAAAUGAUUCUCAGCGAUCCCCAAAUGGGGACGCUGUAGUGCUUCCGGAUAAAACCAGAGCAACGACCGCGGAAGAUGAUAAAAAAGAAAGCAAGAAGGACUAG